Dermatophagoides farinae (American house dust mite) is the source of this 1824-nucleotide messenger RNA. RefSeq names its product ribitol-5-phosphate transferase FKTN. Lineage: Eukaryota; Metazoa; Arthropoda; Arachnida; Sarcoptiformes; Pyroglyphidae. The record is from RefSeq and is a predicted model, not a curated record.
AAUUAAGAAAAACAUUUAGAAAGUAAUCGGUUUAUAAAACUAAAUUUUUUUAUUAUUAAAAAUUUCAACAAUGAAUUAUAUCCUGCCAUCUUUUGAAUUUUUUUUUGGUAAACUGACCCAAUAUUUUGCAAAAACUAAUGCACAAAUGUGAGUAAUGGUUCUCGAUGUUGAUUGACACAAUAGUGUCUUCAGGAGGAAAUGGUCAAAACAUCAUUCGUAUUUCUAGUCUGUGUGUUAUCAGGUUUUCUUCUUACAAUUCAAUUGAUUGCAUUCAAAUUGUUAAUCAAACAGGCCACAGUUGAAGAGCCAACUGCUUGGAAAAUACUCGAUCAAAUAACUGUAGCAGCACAACAAUAUAAGAUACCAUUGUUUGUUAUCGAUCAAUUGUUGUUGAAUUAUAUCAAACAAGGUGAUUAUCUACAUACUGCAAAAUCGUGGCCAAAAAAUUAUUCGUCUAAAAAUGUCAAUCAUCACCACUUUUCAUCAAAACGAAAAUUCUACAGCGAUUUCAUAUCCUAUCACCAAUCAUCUAAUUCAUUAUUGUCAAGAAACCGAGAAUGUCGAAUAUUUUGCAGAGGUGAAAGUCAUUUAACUCAUCUUGCUACUUUGGCCGAUUCGAUUACGCCUGAAACGGUCAUUCAUUUCGGAAAUUAUCUCAAAGAUCAUCAUAGUCUUAGUGUGAUCACACUGAACGACAUUGAUUCAUCGCUGUUGCAUUUAAAUCUACAUGUAUCAAUUCCUACGCAUAUUAUCAUCGCCGAUGAAAGAGUGGAUAUCCGAAAGCAAUCACAUGUUGUACAUAUUGUCAUUCUCUAUGAUCGUGUUCAAGGUAAUAAUUGGUGGCAAGCACCGGUCAAAUUAAAUGAACAUCAUGAACGAAUUCUUCAUCGUCAAGGUCUUAAAAAAACCGAAUUUCGCUUGCCAUAUUCAAGUGCCAUCUAUGACAAGACUGAAAUAAUGCGGACAACCAUUGAUGGUUUAAGGAUUUUUCUACCACAUCCACCAAAAUCAUUUCUAAACCCCUUAAAUGAUAAAAAAUUCAUUGAAUGUGAUCGUCGACGAUCAAAUGAAUUCUACAGCGAAAAUCCCAAAGAUGAAACUCCUGAAGCAAAUAAUUUUGGAAAGAAAGCUCAAACAUUGUUGACAAAAGCUCGACAAUUGAUUGAACAUGAAUUAGGUCUACCUUUUUGGCUAAGUUCUGGGACGUUACUCGGUUUUUAUCGUCAAUGUGAUUUUAUUGUUUACAGUGGUGAUGUCGACAUAGGCAUGUGGGCUGAUGAUUUUAAACCAAAAAUAGUUGAUUUAUUUUCCAUCAAUAAUAUACCAUUAAUACAUUGGUUUGGUCGGCCAAAUGAUUCACUGGAAUUAUCAUUUUUGAUGGGUGAUCUUAAAUUAGACAUUUUUUUCUUCUAUCGUGAACAAGAUCAUUAUUGGAAUGGUGGUACGCAAGCUAAAACUGGUCUAAAAUUUAAAUAUGAUUUUCCCAAAUUCACUCUUUGUUGGACCGAUUUUAUUGGCCUAUUGGUAAGGAUACCUUGUGAAACAGAGUCAUAUAUUGAAGCUAAUUAUGGUAAACAAUGGCGAAUACCACAACGUGAUUGGGAUUGGAAAUCCAGUCCGCCUAAUGUUCGACCUAAUGGUCAAUGGGAUCCAAAUGAAUGGUCCGAAACCAUAAGACUAAUUCCGAUGCCUAAUGUUUAGCAAAAAAGUUUGCAACUAAAUCAGGCACACAUAUCAUUUUCUUAUCGAGUCUCAAAUACAUUUUUAGUCAAAACCCGUCAAUUUAUUUGGUAGGAAAAAAAAUAAAUAUCCCUCUAAUAAUAA